ACCCCCAUCAGGAUCAGGCAAGUCGCGUUUUCCCGGGCAGAGGAGGCAGCAACUCACAAUGUAACAAGUUUGUAUGUAAAUUGUGCAUGCUAAAAGGAUUAGCGCGUGUGUAAUGGUGGUUUUGCAACACACACACACACGCACACACACACGCACACAUUAGAAUUAUUUCAGGAUUCACUUAAUCUCGCACACGCACACGCGCGCGCGCGCACACACACACACACACACACACAGAUGAAAAAGAUCAUUUCCGUUUGCUGGCAAUGCUGCACUGUGUCAACUAAGCGCUCCAGCCUUUUAAUCUGCAUAUUUACCAUGAUGCAUGGGGCUCUUUAAUCCUGUCCGCCAUGAUGAUGAUGAUGAUGAUGAUGAUGAUUAAAGAGGAGAAUGAUGCUGGACCAGAAGAGGCAUUUUUUUCUGUUGGUAAUUUUUAGAGAGAUGCUUUUAUAACACAAAGUAGGAAUAGAGAUUUUUUUAUUAAUUGAAAUCAGUGAGUCAUGCUCAAAAAAGCCAGAAAAGUGUGACAAGAUCGCAUUCGGGAAACAAACUGGAAGAGUAGGAGGCUACUAAUGUUUGUAAAUAUAUUCCAAAGUUGUUUUUGAGCUGGUUUGUGCACUCGGUGUGUCAAGUUGGGAGGACAACAAGUGAGCAGGAAAUAAACAGGAAGUAGACGCGAGACGGAGCUUUAUCUUUAAGGCUUGCUGCCGGGGAAGAAUGCGGUGAGCCAUGAUGGCGGUGACGUGUUUGGACCCAGAGGUGGGGAAAGGCUCCUCUGGUGGCCAGAGGAGCUUCUUUGGUUUCUCCCUGCAAGAUCUGCUCAGGUUCUCUAAGGAGCCUCGUGUCUCUCUGAGUCUCAGCAUGACGGAUGAAGUCAACAACAUCAGGGAGGUGAAUAUGUCACAUCCACAUACAGAGGGAGAAACUCCUCCAGAAGACGAGAGUCCAGCCCUGUGUGAGCAUCUGCACAGUCCACUCAUGAGAGCAGUGCUGUGUGCGCAGGUGUGUAAGGUGUACCGUUUUCAGACGGAGGACGCCAGGUGUCUGUUGGUGAAGGAGCAAAUGUCCGAGACGCCGCUGUCCUUCUCUUUACCCAAACAGCUGCUGAGCGUGCUCAUUAGCCAGCUCACAAACAAACUGCAGGAAGUGGAGGAGCUCGGCAACCUUUCACCCCACUGGGAUGGUCUCCGAAGUGAUGUCAUCAGCCACUGCAGCCAUCUGAUUGGCUCCUAUGAGGAGACGCUUGGCCAGCUGCACACGCUUUCAGUGUCGUCCUGCUUCAAGUCAAGUGGCUCCAAGUGGGACAAACAUCUUCAGUUUGUCCCCACCAACCUACACUCUCAGGUGAUGCAAGUCACCUGUCAGGACAGGACAGGUGUGUGGUACCAUGUGAUCACCUUUGGAGCUCCGGCCGAGCACCACCAGGCCUUUAAACAUGGCGGCCUCAAAAGGCUGCUGGCCAAACACACUGACCACAUGCACAGCUUCUUGUGCUACUCACAGGAGGAGAGCUCAAGGGCCAGGGCAGUGUUGGCCAGCGUGGCCCAGCUUCAGCCUCUCCUCUUCGGCCUCGCUGAGGAGCUGCUGUCCGUCUCUCUGGAGCACAGCACAGCCCGCCUGCAGCUGGUUGCGGACAACCUGACCCGACAGAUGGAGAAGUUUGUUCACGCUCUCAACGAUGAGCUGGUGAGAAGCUCGCUAAUGCACAUCCAAAACAAAUACUGUCACAACAAAGAUGACGGCCUCCAUGACACUUCACCUGAGCACCAGCAAUAUGAUGAGGAGGAGUGGGACAGAGUGUGGGCAAACGUCACAAACAGCCUGAGCUGCAUCAUUGCCAUGGUCGACCGACUAAAGGGACGUCAGGACGGCAAUCACCCUGACUCUGGUGCAUUCAGUAACAUUUCUGUAUGUGCACUAUUGUACAUAUUUAUAACCUUGUCUCCUCCAGACUGCUGGCAAGAGCAGCUUCUCCCUCUGGUGGUGACUCUCAGAGAUUGCGUGCGUGAGGCGGUGCAGAGAGCUCGGACUGCCAUGACCUUUGUGGUCCUGCAGGCGGUGGCGUCUGACACCAUCGCUCAGGGCCCCGCCAAGCUCGCCCAGAGACGACACGCUGUCUUCAGCCAGGCGCUCUCAGCAGCCACAUGCGGCUUUCUGUUGAGACUCCACAACGGUCUGGAGGAUUCACAGUUUCUUCAGCAGCUUCACACCGUCGGAAUCUUGGUUCAGUUUGAGGGCCUGCUCAGUACUUACGGUGAUGAAGUGGGGAUGCUGGAGGACAUGAUGGUGGCGGUGGCUGACCUGGGCGGAGUCACGUUCUCCCUAAUUGAGGCAAAAUCAGAACAACCGGACGACCUUCAGCCAACCCUCCAAGGAACAUGGGGCUCCUUGGUUGCCAAGGUCCCACUGCCCAAGUCAACCUUCAUGACGCUGCCUGACAAGCUGAGAGCAGGAUGUUUGAUUCCCCUCCACCCGGUUCUGUUCAACAUUGGCAUCAACCAGCAGCAGACUGUCGCUGAGAGGUUUGGCAACACCUCAUUGCAGGAGAGAUUGAAUCAGGAGAGCUGCGAGCAACUCAAAGUUUACUGCAACACGCUGAGAGAGCGUGUGCCUGACGCUGCCGGUGUGCAGUCUCUGUGGGACAAGUUGGCAUCCCUGAGUCGCAGCGUGGAAACCCGGAGGAGGAAGAACGUGGAGGUUCUGUGGCUGGCUGCCUCGAUCUGUCGUGAGGUGAGCGGCGUGCGUCUGACUAGCUGUAAGAGUGCCAAGGAUCGCACGGCCAUGUCGGUGACACUGGAACAGUGCAUGCUGCUUAAGGACAAACAUGCUCUCAGCCCCCAUCACUUCAGUACUGCGUUGGACCACAUGAGGAGGGAGGGCUGCAGGAUGGAGAACGUUCAGAAAAACAUGGGAAGCAGGAAGUUUGCCUUCAGCAGCAUCCAGCUCCUCACCUUCCCAAAACUAUACAAACCUCCAGAGGACAGCUAUGGCUAGACAUACAGUUCUAUGUCUUUGUUUUGUACAUAGCAUUGAUUAAUGAAUCAUAUGCAGUGUCUUUUGUCAAAAAAAAUUGAUAAACUGUAAACAAGAGGCAUAUCUCGUAUUAAAAUAAACUUUUUUUUUUUUUGCUUUUACUGAAAUCAACAACAAUACAGUCCAAACAUAUGACAUAUCAGGACAAUAAAUGUACGAGACGUACGACUAACAAAAUACAUGACAAAGGAAUAGAAGGAAGAGGAAUAGAUAUAAUAAAUGAAGUAUACAGUAGAUCAACAAAAAUAAAUAUGGUGUUCAUACAGUUCCAUUUUAGGUCCUCUACCAUCUUGAAGAGUUUCACAGCAGUCUUUCUUUUCAUGUGUUUCAGUGAUGAAAAGAAGAGAGACAGUACUUUGUGGAAGGCAAUAAAGUUUGGUGUAGUCUUUAGGAAUCAACUCCCCUAUGACAACAGAGUUAAUUACCCGAUCAUGCAGAGAGUUUUUUUU
Molecule: messenger RNA, 3482 nt
Organism: Dunckerocampus dactyliophorus (ringed pipefish)
Lineage: Eukaryota; Metazoa; Chordata; Actinopteri; Syngnathiformes; Syngnathidae
Product: type II inositol 3,4-bisphosphate 4-phosphatase-like
Exons: 17
Coding region: 730-2994 (754 amino acids)
Cellular component (GO): cytoplasm
Molecular function (GO): phosphatidylinositol-3,4-bisphosphate 4-phosphatase activity
Source: RefSeq, a predicted model, not a curated record